CUUGCAGUCCCUCUUCGCCCACCUUUGCCCCCCAUCUAAUCCCCUUCCUCGUGGUUGCCAUCGUUGCUCCCUUGCUCUUGCCUGCGUCGUCUUUGCUCCUUCCUGCUCUGUCUGUGUCGUCAACAUCCGUAGACCGCCUCCACCCUCGGCUUCAACUCUCCAGUCUAAAUCUAAACCCACUCGUCAAUAACAAACCAAACACUCCCACCCCCUUUGACUAUCUAUCUCUCCCUCCUCCUUCAUCAUCUUCCAUACCUUACCUUGCUGCCUGUGCACAUAAACUGCAUCACCGUCUGUUGCCGUGCCCUCGCUAGAUCAAUCAAUACAGUAGACCCUUAUAGAUCUCUUGGAUCUGUUUCAACACUUGAGGUUACUACGUACAAUUGCUCAGCGAAGUUCUGGUGACCUUGACCUUUCUCCCAAGUCGACAGUCCAUCAUCUUGUAGACAGCUCGACUAUUCUCCAAUAUUGUCCCUCGUCUCGCUUCAACACAGUCGCCAUGCCUUACAACACGCGCCGAAAGUCGCUUUCUUUACCUAGUCUUGGGAUUCAUGUCCCAAUGACACAUGCUGCUCGAGCUGCUGCUGCUGCUUCCAAGAACGCUUCGAGAUCGUCUUCUUCGUCUUCAUCCAGUGCUGCUUCAUCGGCCUUGUCACCGCCCUCGUCUGGCUCCGAGGCCCCCGAAGCACAUCCCAAUAAGCGACAGAAGCGAUCGCAUUCCGACGACAUUGCCAUUGAGCAGACACCUCCUCCUUCACCUACACCAGGCUCAAGCCUCGACCUUGAUACAAAUCAGUCCGCCAUCGACUUCGAGACGAUCAACGACGACAUUGUCGAGGCAGUUAUUGUUCAAUUACAGUCAACUGGAAACCGUCCUCACCUCGUCAAGGAGCUUGCUACCGUUCUGGCACAACGUCUUACCUCUGUUCAACAUUCUGCCAACCCUUGCGCAAUCAUCUCUUCAAGGCUGGCCUCAUAUGCUAAGCGACAAUGCUGGAGUGACACAAAACCAUGCCCUCUCGCCAAGGAACUUGAGAGCGUCCACCCUCGAAGGACCUAUUAUUUCCUCACCACCUGCCCUCGUCAGCCCAUUCCCGAACCCAACUCCACAGUGUCUGCUCAUGCCGCCCUCGAAACUCCUUCGGUGUCUCUGACGGAUGAUUCCGGCUCCGAUGACGAUGCUCGCCGGCGGGAACUCAGCCCAUCGCCUGAGGUUGACCUUUCUGACCAUGGAUUCGAGGAAGGUGACGAUGAUGUUAUCAUGCCUCUUACCCCCAUCGGCUCUCUUCCCUCUCAUCACCGUUACGUGCCAAACCGCCGCAACAGCCGUCACAACUCACCGCCUCUGGAAAAAGAUGAGCGGGAGUUUACACAAACGGCCGACUUCUUGCAGAAACGCAAGUUCGCCGAGGACACCCCUGUUGCUGAGUCCGCCGAUCGCACCACCCACACUUCAGAGUAUGGGUACCGCGACGACUUCUGGUUCGGCGACCAUCGCAUCUUCACCUCAAAUGCCCUCCUUACCAGCCCCGCGGUAAAGCCUAGCUCCAUGUCAAACAUGGCAUCCGGUUUGCGAAAAGAGGACGAUGGUGAGAGCUGGCUAAAGUUUAGCAAGCUUAUGGAAUGGGACCGCGGCGCUGAGAGCAUCGAAAUUGAUGAGCUUGAUUGCUUACUCGAUACGUGUUGAGCAAUUGCGACUUCUUUGGGCAGGCGCAAGGGGUCAGGGAGAGACGAUUGAGAUGAUUUGAUUCCGUUAUGUCUGCGACGACGGAUAUACGACAUACUUACAUACUAAUUGCAUGGAGGGGCGCCUGUGGAAGUACCUGUAUAUUUAGACAAGUUUGGUGUUUUGGUUUGAUUGGGUUUGGACCGGGACUGGGAUACCUGGAAAAGGGAUCAUGGCAUCCCAUGGUUUUGAUUAUUUGGCGUUAAAAAGGAUGCGGAAGCUGGAAUUCUAAAAAUGCAAUGCCGCUCAAAGUGCUUCGACUUUUUGAAUAUUGUACAUCACCCUAUAUUCUACAACCCAUCUCAUUCCUUUCAUAUCAAU
Molecule: messenger RNA, 2047 nt
Organism: Fusarium oxysporum Fo47
Lineage: Eukaryota; Fungi; Ascomycota; Sordariomycetes; Hypocreales; Nectriaceae
Exons: 2
Coding region: 500-1687 (395 amino acids)
Source: RefSeq, a predicted model, not a curated record